This is a messenger RNA of Echinops telfairi (small Madagascar hedgehog), 446 nucleotides long. It is a transcript of the gene HYPK, whose product is annotated as huntingtin interacting protein K. The transcript is spliced from 4 exons. Gene Ontology annotation, biological process: protein stabilization; negative regulation of apoptotic process. Lineage: Eukaryota; Metazoa; Chordata; Mammalia; Afrosoricida; Tenrecidae. The record is from RefSeq and is a predicted model, not a curated record. Bases 27 to 392 code for a protein of 121 amino acids.
CAGAGCGGCUGCGCGCUGGGAUCGCUAUGGCUACCGAGGGGGAUGUGGAACUGGAGUUGGAGACUGAGACCAGUGGUCCGGAGCGGCCUCCAGAAAAGCCUCGGAAGCAUGAUAGUGGCGCAGCGGACCUGGAGCGAGUCACCGACUAUGCGGAGGAGAAGGAGAUCCAGAGUUCCAACCUGGAGACGGCCAUGUCCGUGAUUGGAGACAGACGAUCCCGGGAACAGAAAGCCAAACAGGAGCGGGAGAAGGAACUAGCAAAAGUCACCAUCAAGAAAGAAGAUCUGGAGCUGAUAAUGACCGAGAUGGAGAUCUCCAGAGCAGCAGCUGAGCGGAGCUUGCGGGAGCACAUGGGCAAUGUGGUGGAGGCUCUUAUUGCACUAACCAACUGAUCUGUGGAUGUCACUGGAUUAAUUUAUUGCAAUAAAGAUGCUUUUGGCUUAUUA